Pseudophryne corroboree (corroboree frog) is the source of this 2217-nucleotide messenger RNA. RefSeq names its product TEPSIN adaptor related protein complex 4 accessory protein (gene TEPSIN). Bases 100 to 1776 code for a protein of 558 amino acids. Gene Ontology annotation, cellular component: trans-Golgi network membrane. The transcript is spliced from 13 exons. NCBI's taxonomy places the organism in Eukaryota, Metazoa, Chordata, Amphibia, Anura, Myobatrachidae. The record is from RefSeq and is a predicted model, not a curated record.
ACGUAGCUCCUCCCCUCAAUACGUCACAAGGUCCCUUCAGCCCCUCCGAUAUAGAACCAACGCUGUGGCUGCUGUCCCACAGCACGGUGCGGUGUGAGGAUGGCUGUGCUGGACAGGCUGACCUUCCUGCACCAGCUUCCAUUGCUGAUAAAAGGGACCUCUGAUGAUGACACCCCAUGUCCUGGAUACUUAUAUGAGGAAAUUGCCAAGAUCCCUCUGGAGUCUCCAGGUAGCUGUCGGUGUCUCCUGGAAUAUUUGUUGAACCGUUUGCAGAGCAGCUCAUGUAAUGUAAAGUUAAAGGUGCUGAAAAUUCUACUUUAUCUGUGCACUCAUGGGUCUGAUCAAUUCAUCCAGGAUCUCCGGCGCAAUUUGGUGUACAUCCAGGAGGCUGCAGCUGUUGGUGGCCCACCAGACCCUCUUCAUGGUAUCAGCAUGUACCAGAAGGUACGAUGUACUGCUCAGGAACUUGUUAGCAGCUUAUUCUCAGACAUCACCCCUCCUGUGUCAAAUGUGGUUCCAACCAAGUCCCAGACAGGAAUGGGCUCUCAGGUGUUUCGCCCCCAGACUAUGCAAGGGUUUGGAUUUUCCCAAGAGAAAAACAAUUCAGGGACCCCAAGUGAAGUUCUGCUCAGUGGUAUACAGAGAGCAGCAGUGGCUGUGACUCAGGCAGUGCUAGUAGGCACAUCAUUACCUCCUUCUUGCGUAAUGGAUCAGGCAGAGGACAUGUAUAAGCCAGUGGCAGUGCCCAUUGAUGACCGGUGUCCACCUGCAGAGAAGACUCCAGGAGCACACACCUUCAGAGGAAGUUAUCGCACAGGAGUAGCUGGGGGAGGAUGGGAUGACAGUGACAGUGGACAUAGCUCCCAGGACUCCUUACCGGAUAAACCGCCACACAGUCGAUCCUCAGAUGCCGGUAGCAAAACAGGCAGCGAUGGCCAGUCCCGCAGUAGCAUCAGAGAGAGCACAGAAAGGGUGGAACCUGCUCAUCCUGGUGACUGUCUUCAAGAGGCACAGCUGGUUUUGACAGUGAUCAGGGGUCAAAAAGUAUUCCUGACCCAGGAGGAGGUGCAGCUUUUUGUUAGAGGGUGUUCACUGCUGAAUUGUGAAGUGGUGUUUGAGAUGUUAAAUCAUUCAUUGGAAGGAGAUGAUACAUGUGUCAAACUGCGCUCCAUGUGUGCUAUUGCUUCUCUGAUGACCUCUGAUCUUUUGUCACAUGACCACAUGUUAUCAGUGGUCAGAAAGACUUUGCUGAAGCUCAGCAAAGGACCACCAGGACCUGUUGUGGACAAGGCCAGGAAGAUUCUGCUCCAGUUUGAAGCGCUUACACGGACAUCACCCAUGCACAGGGCUGCCCGUCAUGUGCCUACACCACCGUCACCUCAAUCCAGCUCAUUGGAUCUUUUAACUGAUGUAUUUCCAGAACCAGAUGGAGACAAAUUACUGACCCCCUCUUCACUUAUCCCAGAAUCCAGCUCCACAAAUGCUGCCUGCUGUGGAUUUCGUGUGAACGGACCCAUGCAAGACAGAAGCCAAAGCAUGGACACUGGUGCAAGAGCUCCUGACAGUGGUUCAGCUGUGGAAGGUGAUUCCGAGGUGUUGGCUCAGACUGUUACAUGUGGCCAAUUGUCUCUAUUUGAUGGCAUGGAGUUGGUUACGCCUGUGAGAAGUACAAUAGUAGAUCACACAUCCCAUGAUACAACCAUGGCAGAUACAGUAGUACAUGGAAGAACGCUAAAGCCAUGUCUGCCCUCUGUAUUCUCCUUCCUGAACAGCUGAGGGUACAUGUAGUGCUGAAUGGAGACCUUUAUUGGAUGGAUAACUUUUUGUGAUGGUUGUUUUGUUACAGCCGUUGAUAUCAUGAAAGUCUGAAGCAUGGGUACUGUAGCUGGGCUUUCCAGUACUAGAACACAUGGACUGUGCAACUACCUUGUCCCUGUCCAAGUAUUACAAGUAUGAAGAAUGCACAUGGUAUAAUGCCAAACCCACAUGGCAAGUACCCUUAUAAAAUUGUAUACAAUUGUCUGUGUAUGUUGUCCGGGAAGGUGAGGGCAAUAUAAAAUGCCACUGGUGGACCGCCAUUUCCACAGCAGCAGAGGAAAGCAUUGGAGCUAAAUUACCCACACACAAUGUAAUAAUCUGUUGGUGAAUAUGCUGGUAUAAGACCUUCCUUCUGUAUGUACAGUAUGUUUACAGGAAAAAUUAAAAAAAUGAGAAUUA